UUACUUGCCCUCUUGGCUGAUGUCGAAGCCCGGCCACUCGUGGGCGCCGAACGUCAAUAUCUUGCUGACGCGCAUCUUGGGCUGACAAACAUACACAGACAGACCACGCAGACACAGACAGAAAGAAAGAAUGGAACACACAAGCCGCCCGUCCGUCUGUCGCCGCCUUGCCUCCAUGCGUGUGUGUGUAUGUGUAUCCCUCCCGCCACACCGCCGCCCACUUACGUCGUUGAAGGCGUCGUUAUUGUUGAUGUUGCUGGUGAUGGUGUCGGCUGGAGGCGUCUCGCCCUCCUCCUGGUCGACAACGCUCGCCUGACGGGCAUGUAGACGCAUGCAGAAAUGACAUAUGCACAUAUAUGCAUGAGUCUAGUGCUCUUAUGCGCAGUUCACCGUCUUGUGAUUCUUCUUGCGAUUCUUCUUGUUGUGCUUCUUCUUCUUGUUGCUCUACAGAGAAAGACAAGACACACACAUGGACAAGGAGACAAGGAACCCAUCCACACAGAGAAGGCCAAGACUCACUCACCUUCUGUUGCUUGGCCACACCACCGUCACCGUCGGCCCCGCCCUCAUCACCGUCACCGUCCUGAAUGACAAACAUACACCAGCAGGUGCAUAGAUGGAGACACAGUCGAAAUGCACACAUUUCUCCAUGACCUACUUGGUCGGUGCCAUUGCAAUGUAAGCGGGGCUGAGAGAAACGUACAAGCGGUUCAUAUGGCUCGUGUCCGUGUUAAUCCUUCUCCUUACUUGUGUGUUCUUGGUGACGUACUCGCCGACUGCAAGCACGGCGUCCUGGGUGCCCGACACGAAGAACUUGACGACGUCCCCACGCACCUGCUUGCCCCAGACGCGCACUCUGCAAACGAUGAGAAGGAAACGACAUGUGGAUGUCUCCUCUCCUUCCUGGUCUUGUGUCCAUCUGUCUGCCAAAUCACUGACUGGAAGGGGGCGAAGUCCAGCUUGUUGAACUCAGCGAAGGUUACCUCCAUCUUCAGCAU
Messenger RNA from Vitrella brassicaformis, 998 nucleotides. The record is from the annotation of a GenBank genome assembly. Lineage: Eukaryota; Vitrellaceae.